This is a messenger RNA of Klebsormidium nitens, 222 nucleotides long. The record is from the annotation of a GenBank genome assembly. Lineage: Eukaryota; Viridiplantae; Streptophyta; Klebsormidiophyceae; Klebsormidiales; Klebsormidiaceae.
AUGGCGACCCUCUUUUCCUCUCUGCUCUGCACGGCUCAUUCAUCUGGGAUCUGCCCCAAGUCCAUAGGGGUCGCUCCUGAUUCAACAUCGUGCCUCUUAGGCGAAAACAGAGCUUGGCUGGCGGAGUGCUGCAAUGGUCGUGUCAGGGCAAGGGACGCGGGCUUGCUUGGCUGCCCAUCGGGCGGCGCGUACAGGAAAGCCUCUCCAUCACUUGUCACUUAG